CCCGCGCCCGCCGGCUCGCGCAUGGCCCCGGCGUCUCUCGUCAUGAACUCCUCUGGGCUCAGGACAUGUGGCGGGGACCGCGUGGGGCCCGGCCCACUGCCCUUCAGUGUUGAAUCGCUGUUGGAGGCGCAGCACCGGUUGGGCCCGGAGCCCGCGGAGCCCCGGGAGGAGUGGCCGCGGGGCGCCGCGGAGACCCGAGCCUGGUUCUCGCCGGCCGCCCGCUCGUCCUCCCCACGCGCCCCCAGUCCUCCGCCCUGCACCCUCCGGAAACACAAGAACAACCGCAAGCCGAGGACGCCCUUCACCACCGCGCAGCUGCUGGCGCUGGAGCGCAAGUUCGGCCAGAAGCAGUACCUGUCCAUCGCUGAGCGCGCCGAGUUCUCCAGCAGCCUGAGCCUCACCGAGACGCAGGUGAAGAUCUGGUUUCAGAACCGCCGAGCCAAGGCCAAGCGGCUGCAGGAGGCCGAGCUGGAGAAGCUGAAGCUGGCGGCCAAGCCAAUGCUGCCCGCGUUCGCCCUGCCCUUCCCCCUGGGCACCCACCUGCAAGGCUCCCCGAGCGCUUAUGGCGGUGCCACGGGCACCCUGCCGCCGGUGCCGGGACUCCUCGCCGCGCCCAUCACCGCCUACGGCGUGUAUUACCUCUCCUAG
Messenger RNA from Molossus molossus (Pallas's mastiff bat), 648 nucleotides. RefSeq names its product homeobox protein MSX-3-like. Gene Ontology annotation, cellular component: nucleus. Gene Ontology annotation, biological process: embryonic morphogenesis; regulation of transcription by RNA polymerase II. The coding region runs from base 22 to 648 and encodes 208 amino acids. NCBI's taxonomy places the organism in Eukaryota, Metazoa, Chordata, Mammalia, Chiroptera, Molossidae. The transcript has 2 exons. Gene Ontology annotation, molecular function: DNA-binding transcription factor activity, RNA polymerase II-specific; RNA polymerase II transcription regulatory region sequence-specific DNA binding. The record is from RefSeq and is a predicted model, not a curated record.